CUCUGAAGGAUUGCGUGCUAUCCCGUGUCUUGGCAGCUAUCUGUAUCUUGAUAAGUCUCGAGAAUACCCCAACUACUUACUGUUCAACGACAUCAUCUCGAAAUGCUUUUUCAUUCAUUUGCGUGGUUAGCGGUGGCCGUCGGGGCCAUCGCAGCAAGCGGAAGCCGAAAUGAAACAGCAAAGCCCAACUUCAUUGUCAUCGUGACAGACGAUCAAGAUCUUCGAAUGAACUCGCUGGACUAUAUGCCUCGGGCCAAGAAGUAUUUAACAGACGAAGGGACAUUCUUCAACCAUCACUAUGCGACCGUGGCAUUGUGCUGCCCUGCUCGGGCCAGUUUGUGGACUGGCAAAGCAGCACACAAUACUAAUAUCACGAACCUUGGUCCACCUUAUGGUGGAUUCAAAAAGUUCAUCGACGAGGGUUACAAUGAGAAAUGGCUUCCCGUGUGGAUGAAAAAUGGGGGCUAUGAGACCUAUUUCACUGGCAAGCUCAUGAACGGCCACGACACGAAAAACUAUGAUUUACAAUUGAAGAAUAUGGGCUUGACUGGACACGACUUUUUUAUUGAGCCAGGGACAUACCAGUAUUGGAAUACAACCGUCCAGCACAAUCUCGACAAACCAAAGUCAUACCCGGGAGAAUUUGCAACGGACCUACUCGCCAACAAAUCCAUGAAAUGGAUCGACGAUGCCGUCAAGAAGGAGAAGCCUUUCUUCCUUGCCAUGAAUCCGGUUAAUCCGCACGGAAACUACGAUUAUAAGACAGGAAAGUUCACUCCGCCACUUCCAAAGGACAAAUACAAGAACGCAUUCCCGGAUGCAAAGGUCCCUCGGAAUGUCUCGUUUAACCCAGAUCAGCCCAGUGGUGCUAGCUGGAUUCGAGAACUCCGCCAACUCAACAGUUCUGUAAUCGAAGAGAAUGAUGAAUUCUACCGAGCUCGCUUGCAAGCCCUCCAGUCGAUUGAUGAUCUCAUCGAAACCGCCAUCGAGACACUCAAGAAACACAAUAUCCUCGAUAACACGUAUAUCAUCUACACUAGCGACAACGGCUUCCACAUCAGCCAGCACCGGCUGACGCCCGGCAAACGAUGCCCGUAUGAAGAGGACGUCAACGUCCCUCUCAUCAUCCGCGGUCCUGGGAUCCCCAAGGGCCAGACAUCGGACCUCGUCACCUCCCAUCUGGAUAUUGCUCCAUCGAUUGUGAAGUGGGCUGGUGCGAAGGGACCGGGUGAUUUCGACGGUGCGGCUAUUCCCAAGUCCGGCAAAGCUGAUCCAAAUGAGCCCUGGGAACACGUCGAAGUAGAGCAUUGGGGGACGGUUUCUGCAAAGCAGUAUGUUGCUUUGAGGAACCGGGUGAACACCUACAAGGCCGUUCGUGUCAUUGGAAAAGGGUACAAUAUCUUCUAUUCGGUCUGGUGUGAGGGUGAUCAUGAGGUCUAUGACAUGACGAAUGACCCUCAUCAAAUGAAGAAUCUAUACAACUCGACAUCGAAGAUUCUAAACACUCCAAUGUCAAAGGUGCAGCAUCGACUAGAUGCAUUGACCCUUGUUCUCAAGGCAUGCAAAGGCCGCACCUGCCAGAAACCCUGGGAAGCUUUGCACCCGGAUGGCAAGGUAAAGACAUUGGUUGAGGCGUUGGAUUCGAAAUAUGAUAGCUUCUACAAGAACCAACACCGCGUCAGCUUCGAUCAUUGUGCGCUGGGGUAUAUUGUGGCAAAUGAAUUGCCGAUCAAGUAUGCCAAGUAUGGAAAUGAGUCGUCGACCCAUGACGAAAGGGGGCUUGAGGGUUGGAAUAUCUUCCCUUAGUUUUAGGAUGGGACCGUUAUAUUUCCCUCUAUGGCUCUUUUCAUUCUUGGUCAGUCUAGGCUCCGAUUGUGUAGAGUUAUCUAGGAUCUAUCUGUCCGUCAUCACGACUAAAUUUUAUGUGUGUGAAGCAAUCACGCAACAGCAGUUGUCAAAUUCACUGCUUUCUGAGUAAUAUCAUGUAUGCUAUGAACAAUAUAACACCAAGGUCCCGGAGUGGCAAUGAAACCCCCU
Messenger RNA from Aspergillus wentii DTO 134E9, 2037 nucleotides. Its product is annotated as sulfatase family protein. Gene Ontology annotation, biological process: phenol-containing compound metabolic process. Gene Ontology annotation, molecular function: arylsulfatase activity; glycosaminoglycan binding; N-acetylglucosamine-6-sulfatase activity. Lineage: Eukaryota; Fungi; Ascomycota; Eurotiomycetes; Eurotiales; Aspergillaceae. The record is from RefSeq and is a predicted model, not a curated record. The coding region runs from base 103 to 1806 and encodes 567 amino acids. The transcript is spliced from 5 exons.